Messenger RNA from Melospiza melodia melodia, 477 nucleotides. RefSeq names its product olfactory receptor 14J1-like. Gene Ontology annotation, molecular function: olfactory receptor activity; odorant binding. The record is from RefSeq and is a predicted model, not a curated record. Lineage: Eukaryota; Metazoa; Chordata; Aves; Passeriformes; Passerellidae. Gene Ontology annotation, biological process: G protein-coupled receptor signaling pathway. The transcript is spliced from 2 exons. The annotation marks the transcript as partial. Gene Ontology annotation, cellular component: membrane.
CUGCACUACGGGACCCUCCUGGGCAGCAGAGCUUGUGCCCACAUGGCAGCAGCUGCCUGGGCCAGUGCCUUUCUCUAUUCACUGCUGCACACAGCCAAUACAUUUUCCCUGCCCCUGUGCCGUGGCAAUGCCCUGGGCCAGUUCUUCUGUGAAAUCCCACAGAUCCUGAAGCUUUCCUGCUACAAAUCCUACCUCAGGGAACUUGGGCUUCUUGUGCUAAGUGCUCUUCUAUUCUUUGCUUGUUUUGUUUUCAUUGUUUUCUCCUAUGUGCAGAUCUUCAGGGCUGUGCUGAGGAUCCCCUCUGAGCAGGGACGGCACAAAGCCUUUUCCACCUGCCUCCCUCACCUGGCCGUGGUCUCCCUGUUUCUCAGCACUGGGUUUUUUGCCUACCUGAAGCCCCCCUCCAUCUCCUCCCCAUCUCUGGAUCUAGCCCUGUCACUUCUGUACUCAGUGGUGCCUCCGGGGCAGUGCCUGUGA